Molecule: messenger RNA, 273 nt
Organism: Phytophthora nicotianae INRA-310
Lineage: Eukaryota; Oomycota; Peronosporomycetes; Peronosporales; Peronosporaceae
Exons: 2
Coding region: 1-273 (90 amino acids)
Source: RefSeq, a predicted model, not a curated record
AUGGAGUGCGAUCGUGAGUUGACCAAAACGUCGGACAAGUUGAAAGGAAGAGGCAUCGAAACGAGUGGGCGCCAUUGUUCCGUGCCCUACGAAACUUCAGACGCCGACGAGAACGUGUGGCUGGUGAACAUGAUGGAAAUUUCAGUGACGUUCGACUUGAAGCCGACGUCCAAGCUCAGCUCAGACUUCCACGACAAGCGAUCACGUGCGUUUGGGAGACACGACACGGCUGAGUCAGCAAGUCAAGCAUUUGGCUUGCGACUUCCUAGCUAG